CCAAGGCAGGGGUUGUGUGUGGCGACUGGCGUGUCAGUGUGUCCAGUUUUCCACACUCUGCGCCGAUUGUCGGGUGACGACCUGAUUCAUCCAGCGCGUGGAAUGUAAACCGGGGCGAAAUACGCCUCGCGGUGCAAGAAGCCAGAAGCUGCUCGCGCCGCUCUCGUUUGUAGGGGUACUGUCUAACCGGGGCUCCUGACGUUUAUCUGCGUAAAACAACAGCUUCUAGGAUUGACGCAAUUAACAGAGAAAUAAUGUGCAACCGCACUUUAAUGUCCCUUUGAUCAUGACAAAGUCAGAUAUUCGGCGAUCCUCACAGUGGAGCUCAAGACACGCACGGCGCGCCUGAAGCCGCAAGGUUACGGGAAACAGCUGCCUGCUCUCGUUGCUGAGCUCUCCAGCCAAAAAGAGCUUCAUUGAAGUCGAAGGACACGAUAUUGCUGAUGCAUGGAGGAAGCUGAAGUCAGAGAAAUCCACAUCCUGCAAUCCAGUACUGACUCUGCGAGCUCUGUAUAGCUCACCUCUUCAGCUGGCGUCAUGUUCCGGAACAGUCUAAAGAUGCUGCUCACGGGUGGCAAGUCCAACAGGAAGAGCCGCAACAGCAGCGAUGGAGGGAGCGAGGACGCUGGGGAUACCAACCGCACGACCAGCCUAGACCCCCACCUCUACGCACUCACUGGUCAAGGUGGCAGUGUGGACAGCGACUGUGCGUUUGGGGACCCGGACUACGCGGUGCCGCCACCCCUGGCCAUGGUGGAGGGCCUGCAGCACGUGCGCAUGAUGGAGGGGGUGUCGCGCUCUCUCCCCUCCUCCCCACUCCUCGCCCACCAGCACGCCGGAGCACGGCUGCAGCCGGGACGCAAGAUCGUGGGUACAGGUACGCCACUCUGCACAAUGCAUUCUGGGACUUUGAGUUUUUUUUUUUUUUAGAGUUGGAGAGGAGGAUGUGGAAGCUCGAGGAAAAGAGGUAUGCCGCUCUGGAAUUGCAUUCUGGGACGUUGAGUUUCAGCAGGGUUGGAGAGGGGCCAAGUAGUAAACGAAUGAAGUGGAAGCUUCUUUUUCCUGAUGUGAUGCUGAUGGAAUAACCUGUUCUGUGUUACGGUUUCAUGGUUCUGCUGAUGAUGCCUUCUUGAUCCAGACUGGCUCUUGGUUCUAAUGUUGAAUGACUGAUGCAGACUGGCAUAUCACUCUCCUGGUGUUAAAGGCCUGUUCUAGACUGGGUUAUGGUUCUGAUGUAAGAAGCCUGUUCUAGACUGGCUUAAGGGUUCUGAUGUAACAUAGCCUGUUCUAGACUGACUUACGGUCGUGCUGAUGUUAGACGCCUGUUCUACACUGGCUCACUGUAGCGUUCUUGUUAAACUCCUGUCCUAGAGGG
Clupea harengus (Atlantic herring) is the source of this 1375-nucleotide messenger RNA. RefSeq names its product protein TANC2-like (gene tanc2b). NCBI's taxonomy places the organism in Eukaryota, Metazoa, Chordata, Actinopteri, Clupeiformes, Clupeidae. The record is from RefSeq and is a predicted model, not a curated record. Gene Ontology annotation, cellular component: dendritic spine. Gene Ontology annotation, biological process: regulation of dendritic spine morphogenesis. Gene Ontology annotation, molecular function: protein binding. The transcript has 5 exons. The coding region runs from base 538 to 930 and encodes 130 amino acids.